AUCCCAGAAUGCCUAGCGACCGACGUCAGAGCUGCUACCUAGUUCCGGUUGUAGUGGCGGUGGCUGAAGCUCUUUAGUGGAACAUCUGUCAAAGGAACAACUCCUCUCUUAACACCAACCACCACCACCACCACUACAACAACAGCACUAACAACAACAGCACCAAAUACUGCGGGAUAUUAUGUAUACAUUACUUUAGGGAAAAGCUGGCAGUUAUCCAGGAUGUAAUUUUAACAAUCAAAUGUGGAAUACUUUUGUACCUAACUUUUUAACAAAAGGAACAGAAAAACUCUUUAAAAAUGCCCAAGCCUCACAAACAUUCACCAUGAUGUAGGGAAGACAAAUAUACCGCAGAACAUUGGCAGUUCCCAAACUGGAUAGAUAAAUAAUUGUUUCUGUAGGCCUUUGUGCCUCUUCCUUGUUUACAGUUGUGCUUUGACAAAUACAGACUAACAACAACAAAGAGAGAGAGAGAGACAAAUACACACAUACAGACAGAGAAAGAGAGUAUUUAUUUGAAAUUUUAUAAAGUGAGGAGUGACUCUUCCUCCACUUUCAGGAUGUGUACGAACUGUAAACUUUUAGCUGAUCCAUUGCUACAUCAGUUGUUUCUUGACUCUAGCACGUGCAAGAGCUCAUCUGCAGUCCAGAGCAUUUUAUCUUCCUAUCCUAUUAAUCUGUCAUUCACCCCACCCACAGACCACUUCAUCUCCUUGCUGAUACUCUCUCCUUCUAGUUCUUCUACAUCCUCUCUUACACUACCUAUAGCAGCAGCAGCAACAACAAACUCAUUUUGAUUAGUUACUCAGCAAUCUGCCACUUGGGAUGAUCAGACGUACUAGUCUCCCCAUAACAAUCAGGAAAAAAUCAGAAAAUACAAAAAUUACACCUCUAAAAAAUAUAAAGAAAAGUUCAAAAAGUCCAAACUUGCCUAAAAAACACACUCCAGAAAAUGUUGGUUCCGGGGCCAAACCAAAAAGUGUGACAUCACUUCAACCAGAUACAGAUGUUCACCAGUAUCUUUCCCAUAGUGCCGAAGAGCUUGAUAACCUGGACGGAACUGGGUCUCUUGGCAAGCACCCAGUGGCCCCACUGGUGCAAGCAAUUCAACAAGAAAAUGGCACCCCUAAUACUACAAACACAGCAGCAACCACUUGUACGCCUUCCAUCACAACCACAGCUACAACAUCAGCAACACUCAGCUCUGGAAUCAGUGGUGGUAGUGGAUCUGGAGAGGCAUCAGUGGAUGAUUUUGAUGGAUCACACACCCCUGACCCAAAUCGUACCAAGGCUGCUAAAGAUCACCUACAAGCUAAAAUCCAUAAGAUAAUGGUGCAGAUAAAAAGUGAACAGGACUCAAAGGAAGCAGGAUAAAUGAUUUAUCUAAUCCAUCUGGUAU
Octopus bimaculoides (California two-spot octopus) is the source of this 1399-nucleotide messenger RNA. RefSeq names its product transmembrane and coiled-coil domains protein 1. Gene Ontology annotation, cellular component: endomembrane system. NCBI's taxonomy places the organism in Eukaryota, Metazoa, Mollusca, Cephalopoda, Octopoda, Octopodidae. The record is from RefSeq and is a predicted model, not a curated record.